UCCUGACAGCGGCGACAUCUAACCAGCCAUGGCGAGCCGGCGGAGAGUAGACCAACAGAAGAUGCCGCCUGCAAAAAGGAUGCGACACGAGAAUGGCAACCUCGCCCAAAACCAAGAUAACGGCACCUCACUAGUAAACGAGUGCGAUGCAAAACCAAUAGGAAAAGUCCAGCCCGGUUUGUUGGCAUCCAAACCGAAGCAUGGGAUUUUCUUCACCAUAAAAGGAGCCGAUCCUUACAAGCAAGAAAUUAUGACGCUGAUCAGAGACCUUCGAGACUACGGAAUGACCGCAGGAGAGCGAACGUGGGCGGUAGUGGCCUUCAACCCGGACCUCUGGGAAAAGUGGCAAAAUAGUGAAAUAAAUCUGGAGAAGCGUCCAGAAGGGAGCUAUCUGCUGCCUGAUUCCACCAAAUUUGUCAACACCGGUGGUGAUGUUUUCUUCUUCCUUAAGUCCGACUCCUUGGACCAUAUCCACAGUCUGGAGAACAUGGUUACCACGCGGCUGAACAGCUGUCAGCUGGACUUUACCAAAGAACACUCGGAGCCAGGGAACAAUCGCGUUAUCGGCGGCCUUUUCGCGGAUGGACUGGCCAAUCCCACAGACGUAGAGAACAUCGACGACUUCGUCAUCACGACAGAUGUAGACAAAGGCGCUACUGGGGGAUCGUACAUGCUGACACAGAAGUUCGUCUUCAACUGGACCAUUCUGGAUGACAUGACGCAAGACCAGCUGGAGAACAUGAUCGGGAGGACCGUGACAGACGACAUCCUGGUCGUUGAUGACACACGGCGGCACAUCAAGUGUGCACACAUCCUGGACGAGAACGGCAAACAUCCCCUUGUCUUCCGUCAGUCCAUGCCCUACGGUUCUAAUAAUACCGGCGUCGGCCGUGAAGAAGGGACCUUUUACAUUUCCUGCGCAAACACCUGCCAGCGUUUCCUUGACAUACUUACGAAACUCAUCGACGAAGAAGACAAGCUGAUCAGCACUGUACACUCUGAAGAAGGUAGCUUCUGGUACGUACCGAGCGCAGAAGAGCUCGGUCUGACGCCCAUCCCUGUCCGGGAACAACUCCAACUGAUGCCACAGUGGGACGUCAAGAGCGACAACGGUUACAUGUUCUACAACAGCCGAGAGUACCUGUACCGGAUGACUACAGGCGGCUAUAAAGACCCGAAGGACACGCCCAGUUGUCGUGUUCUCAAACUCCUGGGUCUGGUCUUGACCGAUUGGCAGCGCAGCUGGUUCGAGAAACAAGACGAGCCUGACAUUCCCGAACUUAAAACGUUUUUGACCAAUGACGAUCAAGUCCUCCUAGACAAGUACGACAACGCUGUCCCGAUAAGGAAAGGCCUCGCCACAUAUUACACCCUGCAGCACAUCGUCAGCACCCCCCCCUACUCCCAGCAGUUUGACGUCUACCGUAUCUACCCGGAUGAACUGAUCGUGGGAGUGAUGCCAAGCUUCUCUUUUGGCCUUGGAAGGAGAGUGAUGCCGUACCUGACACGUGAGGAGCAGAUUCCUGCCUACCAGAUGGGCGUGACGGAGGCUGCAGCUAUUGGACACGUCGUCCCGGAUUUUCAGAUCAUUUUGGACAACGGUCUGCAAGCCCUUAUAGAGGAGAUGGCUAGUAAGGCUGAGUCCACCCAACAAGAGGACAAUAACAAGCAUAAGUUUUUUCUUACGGCUAAGAUGUCGCUGAUGGGUGUUCAAGCUUACAUGGAAAGCUACGCGGAUCUUGCCAAGAAGCUGACCAACAAAACAACGUUCACUGCCGAACAGAAGUCAAAUCUUCAACAGAUCCAUAUUCGUAUGAAGAAGCUCGCAAAGAGCAAGCCUGACACGUUUCUGGAGGCCGCACAGCUUGUCUUUACUAUGCAUUGCUGCCUGCACAUCGUCGGUGAGCCAAUCUCCAUCGGGCGACUCGACCAGCUGCUGGGACCAUUUUACUCUCAAGAAGGCCUGGCCAUGGAAGAUGCACAGGAAAUCAUCGACUGUUUCUGGAUCAAGGUCGGCGAGAGAACCCUUUUGAAUCGCCACGCAGCACAGGAUAAGGUUUUUCCCGGAAUGGGUGCUGUUCCCUAUAGAAGCGACGGCAACUUUCCUCAGGGCGGCUGUAUGAACCAGUGGGGACAACAGCUCACCAUCGGUGGCUAUCUACCGAACGACGACCAAGUCCCAAAGUCUGCCUGUAACGACGUCACCCUGAUGUGUCUCCGAGCCUCCCGGCGUCUGCCUCUGAACGCCCCGUGCCUGACGUUACGGCUUCACGAAGGUAUCUCCCAAGAGGUGUUGGAGGAGACAGCCAAGGCACUGCUGAGUGGAGGAGCUCACCCGGUCCUACUGCAUGACGACAGGCUGAUUCCAGCCCUGCUGGACUCCGGACGGAGGGGGAUUCCCGUCCGCCUGGAAGAUGCCAGGAACUACGCCUGUGAUGGUUGUUUCGAGCCCGUGUUCGUUGGUGCCUCUGAGUUUGCGUUCUGCACUUUCUUCCUCCUCGAAGCCGUUGAAAUGACACUGAACGAAGGGACGCUCUAUUCACAGGCUGGUCCACAUUUCCUGCGAGGUACCAAAAAGUCCUUUCCCUCGCCAAAUGCUAGUAGGAUCAAAGAUUUUAAAGAAUUCCAAGAGAUCUUCCUCAAGCACCUUCGUCUUCAAAUUCCUUUGCUGGUAUCCUUCCUCGUCAGCGGCUAUGGUAACAUAUGGAAGAUGUGUCCCAGCCCUCUCCUAUCUGUCAUGAUGAAGGAUUGUAUUGAGGCCGGUAGGGAUCAUUCAAACGGCGGUACGAAGUACCACGAUCUGGGCUUCAUGUUUGUGGGCGCCGCCGACGCCAUCGAUUCGCUCUACGCCAUCAAGAAGCUCGUGUACGACCCGCUCACCGCGCUGACAACACUUCCGGAUCUCCUCACGUGUCUGAAGUGCGACUGGGGCCACGACAUGAAGGAGUAUCUCAUCGACGUUCGAGCGGGACCAGGAAGGGCCGAGGCACAAGCAACUUUCUUCAGGCAUCUUCGAGACGUCGCCGUGUCCUUCCCAAAGUUCGGCCACGGUGAAAAUGAAGAAUUAAAGGAGCUGGCAACUUGGAUGUUUGAAAACGUCUUGACGAUACUUCGGGAGACCUUCGACGACGCUCCAACUGGAGUGAAAGAGAUCUUUGAACGACUGGAGAAGGAUUAUUCUCUACCAGGCAGACCUUUCGGCUUCGUGGCGCUGCCAGGAAUAGGCACGUUUGAGGCGUAUGUCGGAUACGGACUCAACAGCGCUGCGUCAGCAGACGGGCGGCGGAGCGGCCAGCCGAUAGCGUCGGACCUGAGCCCGGCACCUGUACCCCAGGACCUGCCUGCAAACCCGGACAGCUGUGACAUCUACAAAGCGCUGAAAUGCUGGGACCUUGAGGUCAUCAACUCCGGCCUGUCAUGCGGCUCUGAGGUGGAUCUGAUGAUACGUGAAGACUUCCCAUUGGACAAGCUGACAGAGUUCCUUCGGCGCUACGCGGACCUGGAUGGCCCCAUUGGCUCGAACGUCAUCACGGUGACCUGUGCGAAUCCGGAAACCCUGGAGAAGGCCUCCAAGGUCACCGAUGCCUACGAGCUAGUGCGCGUGCGCCAGGGCGGCUGGACAGAGUUCUUCAUCACCCUGUUUCCUGUGCACCAGGGACAACUGCGGCGACGCAUGUACGUCCACCCGUAAAGACGUCAAACCGUGACGCAUGGACGUCAGGUCGUGACCCAUGAACUUUUCCCAAUUGUAAGUGACGCAGGGACGUCCACGUGCAUCCUCGAUGCAUCAGUGUCGCGACGCAUGGAUCAUGGACGUUCACCCAUGACUCAUGAAUG
Messenger RNA from Branchiostoma floridae (Florida lancelet), 3837 nucleotides. RefSeq lists its product as uncharacterized. The transcript has 3 exons. Gene Ontology annotation, molecular function: heme binding; peroxidase activity. The coding region runs from base 29 to 3691 and encodes 1220 amino acids. Gene Ontology annotation, cellular component: cytosol. NCBI's taxonomy places the organism in Eukaryota, Metazoa, Chordata, Leptocardii, Amphioxiformes, Branchiostomatidae. The record is from RefSeq and is a predicted model, not a curated record.